Micromonas commoda is the source of this 333-nucleotide messenger RNA. RefSeq lists its product with no specific name. The record is from RefSeq and is a predicted model, not a curated record. Lineage: Eukaryota; Viridiplantae; Chlorophyta; Mamiellophyceae; Mamiellales; Mamiellaceae. Gene Ontology annotation, molecular function: tRNA binding. The annotation marks the transcript as partial. The transcript has a single exon.
GACCCCAUCUGCAAGGCGCGCCUCGCGAUCGGCAAGGUGAUCGAGGUGAGCCACGUCGAAAACUCGGACAAGCUGUACUGCUGCAAGGUCCAGGUCGGACCCGAGGAGGUCAGGCAGGUCAUCACCGGCUUGCGCAAGUUCGUCCCCGAGGACGACCUGAAAAACCGGAUGGUCCUCACCAUCCUCAACCUCAAGGUGGCCAAGCUCGCGGGUCAGACCUCGGAGGCCAUGAUCCUCGCCACCGAGUCGGAAACCGACGGAAACCUCAGCGUCAAGCUCGUCAACGUCCCCGACGGAGCCGUCGUCGGCGACGUCGUCGCCGCGGAGGGCGUC